Messenger RNA from Soboliphyme baturini, 822 nucleotides. NCBI's taxonomy places the organism in Eukaryota, Metazoa, Nematoda, Enoplea, Dioctophymatida, Soboliphymatidae. The record is from the annotation of a GenBank genome assembly.
CUUGAUCACAAGUCUUUGCAGAUGUGCUUCGAAUCGUUAAUGAUGCAGCCGGGCUUGACGCUGUCGAACAUACUGGUUGCAUAUGACCCAAGCUACCCUGAAAUUGUGGAUUUGAGUGCCUUGUACAAUUUUACAUCCGUCGGUGUCGAAAAAAGCGGAAGCAAAUCAGACUUUUUAGCCGGUUCUUUUGAAGCUGUGUGGUCGAAGUUUCCAAACGCGAGUUACGUUAUUGUGCUCGAAGAAGGCACCUUGUUGUCACCAGACUUUCUUUACUUCAUGUCCCAAGUAUUUCCUGUAUUUGCCUCUGACUCGAAACUGGCGACUAUAUCCGGAUGGAACGAAAAUGCCUGUUCAGUGUUUUCGUUCCUCCGCCAAGCGGACAAUCGUCGCGACCUACACAUUAAGGCGAACAAGAAUGUGGUCAUUGACCAUCCAAGUUUACUUAAAGAAGACAGUUAUGAUCGAAACCUCAGCACAGUAAUCUCAGAAGCUAUGUUAUGGGACGUAAAAGGCUGCUCCGGCGUUGAGCACCUGUCUGAAAUAAAGAUACCUUCAAAAGCCAAACGGUCGACGUCACUCAAAGUGUUCUUCUCUGAUGACCCAACUAAUCGCAACAGUUUAGCCGCAGUUGCCAGCUGUUUCGGUCUUCGCCACUCGAACGCACAUCCACUGAUCAAUCUGUAUAAAGGGGAUGGUGACGUUUUUGAGCGAGUUCAAGCGCUCAGCCUCGAACAGGUGAUCAUGCUUAAGGCGGUCGUUUACCCGUCCGCUGACAGAUGCUCAGGUGCCGCCAAAAGGCUUAGCAUUAGCCGAUCAACCUAA